Acaulospora morrowiae is the source of this 507-nucleotide messenger RNA. Lineage: Eukaryota; Fungi; Glomeromycota; Glomeromycetes; Diversisporales; Acaulosporaceae. The record is from the annotation of a GenBank genome assembly.
AUGACUUUAAUAUCCGAUCAAUAUGUUGAACUAAAUUCCUCAACCUCUCAUAGAUCACAAAACCACUAUCUAAUAUCCACCCCCUCCACCUCAUCAAUAAUGAGCGAUUCUUCUGAAAGUAUCAAUGAUCUAAACGUUCCUCACUUCUCUUAUGGUUUUUCUGAAGAGCCCAAUUUAGAUGAUUACUAUCAUCGAUAUCCUUCAGCUUCAUUUAAUUCAUCAACUUUCAUGAAAAAACGAUAUAACAAAAAGCAAAACACCAAUUCGUCAUGUUCAUCAAUGAAAUAUCCAGAUUUUCCAAUUAAAGCUCAGUGUCCAAGUUGCAAAAAAUUUGUCACCACACAAAUUCACCAUAAGAAUGGAAAAUGUGUUUACGCAUUAGCCAUGGGUUUAUUUGGAUUAACAGUGGUAUUGUUUUGGGUUCCAUUCUUCGUGGAUUCCUGUAAAGAUGUCUCACACAGUUGUCCAAAUUGCAAUGUCCAUCUUGGAACACGACACCGAUUAUAA